Messenger RNA from Colletotrichum scovillei, 2138 nucleotides. RefSeq lists its product as uncharacterized. Lineage: Eukaryota; Fungi; Ascomycota; Sordariomycetes; Glomerellales; Glomerellaceae. Bases 235 to 1095 code for a protein of 286 amino acids. The record is from RefSeq and is a predicted model, not a curated record. The transcript is spliced from 2 exons.
CAGGGUUCACAGUGACCUCAACCCUUCCUUCAACGUGUCCGCCGGGUGGCCCUCAACAUCUGCUGACUAUUUUUUUCUUCACUUCACUGCUCUGCUCUUCCCAGUGGAUCUGUCGCAACUUCUCCCAUAUAGCCUGACGACACGACAACUGAAGACGGCCGACACAUAGAUUGAGCCAAUUCCAAGUACAAGCCAGUCCCGUGUUCCCCGUCGCCAGACACCCCAGCCGCAAUCAUGGACGCCGUCCGCUCCGCCCUCCAACCUGUCACUCACAAUCUCCCGGCCCCGAUCCGCGACCUCGGCGUCUCCAUCAUCGGCGAGCACUGCUACAAGUCCCUCUUGCUGGACAUCAACGUUGAGGAUGUAGACUGCAUCAAGCUCGGCCUGUCCAAGGGCAUCGGCCUCGGCAUCGUCGGCGUCUCGAGCAUCGUCAAGCUGCCGCAGAUCCGCAAGCUCACUUCGUCGCAGUCGGGCGAGGGCAUCUCCGUGCUGUCGUACCUCCUCGAGACGGCCUCCUACCUCGUCUCGCUGGCCUACAACUACCGCAACCAGUUCCCCUUUAGCACCUACGGCGAGACGGCGCUCAUCAUGGGCCAGAACGUCAUCAUCACCGUCUUGGUGCUCAACUAUACCGGCCGUGCGAGCCUGGCUGCCGUGUUCGUGACGGCGUUGGCUGUUGCGCUGGGAACGCUGUUCGCUGGAAGCUUGGUCGAUAUGCAGACGUUGGGAUACCUGCAGGCUGGCGCGGGCGUGUUGAGCGUCGCUAGCAAGGUUCCCCAGAUUCUGGCGAUUUGGUCCGAGGGUGGCACUGGGCAGCUCAGCGCAUUUGCUGUCUUCAACUACCUCGCCGGCUCCCUCUCCCGCAUCUUCACCACCCUCCAGGAGGUCGACGACAAGCUCAUCCUGUACAACUUCAUCGCCGGCUUCCUCCUCAACGCCGUCCUCACGUCCCAGAUGGCGUACUACUGGAACGCGCCCUCCAAGAAGGCCAAGGGCAAGCAGAAAGUUCCCAUCCCUGCUGCCCCUUCCACCGGUUCCUCGUCGGCUACUUCGACGCCCGCCAAGAAGGGUCCCAGCACCCGCCGUCGCGGUUGAGUGCGUGAUUCUCUCGAAGGGGUAAGGCCUUCUCCUUUGAAGGCGGCCAGAGCGUUUAGAUACCAUGUUGUUGCUUCUAUAAUUCAGUGAGCACAUUUAAAAACUUGUUCCACUUGCGUACUCUUCGUGACCAGCCUCUUUAUUGACGCUCUUAACCUCGAAUUUCCGAGGGCUCUGUACCGUUUGCAUACAUCUGACAGGCGAGGUUACCACAACCUUACUAAAUCGACUGGAUUGAGCAAGGUGCAGUUUAUGUUGUUCGACUUGGUGCAGCCGGCCCGAAUCAUUACCAAUCUCAGCAGACGGGGAACCCUUGAAAUUUCCGUGAUGAGAGAGAGCUGCGUCCGAGGUUUGUGUUCCCACUCGAGCAAGGAACCGAAGCUUCGGCCUCUCUAUUGAACCAGUGCCUCUUGCCCCUGCAGGUCGUUUAUGGUACAUCAGAGCUCGGCUUUACAUGUUUUAGCCCACAGGCCCGCUAAAGGUUUAUCGAAGCGAUGGCCUGGAGGCUGUAUCCAUCGCUCGUUGCGCCGCAGCUACUGACCUGACUUGUUAAAGAAGCUGAACUUCCUUGGUUUAGGCGCCUUCAUGCGGCUGUUCACGGGCAGAUAUAUCACGAAGGGUGUCAAACGAGAUAUGGGAUCGGCGGAGUGUGUAUUAUGAAGCCUCCGGUGAGGUACGUGGUCGUAUGGUAUCAAAGGUGUCGCCCUCUCCCCAUGUAAUUAGGGUUCUUCUUCUCCCCCUCGGCCGCCGCCGUCCACCAUCCCCAUCACCACCACCAUCACCAGGCUCUCCUUUCUCGCGCGCCUCCCCCAAGAACAAGACCGCAAAACGUUGGCAUAACUGGGUAUGCCCGUAGGCAGGGACCCCCCACUUCUCGUGGUAUCGUAGUCUGCUAUCCAAAUUAGAAUCCUGUUCACAAGGAGAUUGACUGCUAAGAAAAGGGGCAACUCACUUACUCGUACAAACGACAAAAAAGACCGUAGACACACUUCGGCGCUCAACCGCGCAGAGAGAGGAAUGCGACCAAUCCCCCCACGAAAGCC